Selaginella moellendorffii is the source of this 1678-nucleotide messenger RNA. Its product is annotated as 3-isopropylmalate dehydratase small subunit 3. The coding region runs from base 40 to 810 and encodes 256 amino acids. The record is from RefSeq and is a predicted model, not a curated record. NCBI's taxonomy places the organism in Eukaryota, Viridiplantae, Streptophyta, Lycopodiopsida, Selaginellales, Selaginellaceae. Gene Ontology annotation, molecular function: hydro-lyase activity. The transcript has 4 exons.
GGCUCCUCUAGGGCUUCACUAGGGUUUAAGCGCGCACCAAUGGCGACUUCCAGCGCUCGCUUGAUCGUGCAUGGCGCCGCCGCGGCAUCCAAGCCAGCUCCAUAUCCACCAGGUUCGCAUCCUCGCGCCUCGAUCUCCCUGCCAAGCGCCGCCAAUGCCAGCAGCAUCUGGGGCAGCAAGAGCAUCAAGCCCCAGCGCAUAGCUACAUUCUCUCCGGCGAUCAAGCCCGCGGCGCCCGUGAUCGCCAUGGCCGGGGACACACCGUCGCGUCAGAUCUCGGGCAAAUGCUUCGUGGUGCGUGACAAUAUCGACACCGAUCAGAUCAUUCCGGCCGAGUAUCUCACGCUCGUCCCCUCCAAGCCGGACGAGUAUGAGAAGCUGGGGAGCUACGCCAUGGCCGGGCUUCCGCCACACUAUGGACAGUUCAUGGAGCCCGGCAAGAGCAAGACCAAGUACUCGAUCAUCAUCGCCGGCUCCAACUUUGGCUGUGGCUCCUCCCGCGAGCACGCCCCGGUUGCUCUGGGAGCGUCCGGGAUCCAGGUGGUGGUGGCCGAGUCCUAUGCCAGGAUCUUCUUCCGGAACUCGGUGGCCACCGGCGAGAUGUAUCCCGUCGAGUGUGAAGCUCGCAUCUGUGACGAGUUCCACAACGGGGACGACGUGACCGUGGACAUGGAGCGCGACGUGGUGGUGAAUCACUCCACUGGAAAGGAGUACGCGCUCAAGCCGCUGGGCGAUGCCGCGCCGGUGAUCGAAGCUGGCGGGAUCUUUGCGUACGCGAGGCAGACUGGGAUGAUUCCUUCGGCAGCUUGACACGAAGGAGCUUAAAGUAGAAGAGUGUUGACAAGAUCCUCUGUAUUGCAUGGAGAGUGAAGGAAAAAGAAAGAGGUUUGCUCAAGUCAAGAUGUUUUUUCUAUGGUUCUGAUUCUGUCGUUGUGACUAAUACUGCCGGCUGUGCUGAAGUAUGAGAUCCACAGAUUUUUUGGGUGUGCCCCGUGGAACAAGCCAAGAGUCAAGUAGCAGUGAUUCCAACGGUGGUCCCGUCCAACAGUUCUGGGCUGUGCCGUGGGUGAUGCAAACGCUACUGCUUCUUGGGGAGCCGAAGAGCUAUUGGCAAGGUGUCUUAGUCUCUAAUGCCGGACACUAAUCGUGGAGGGGAUACUGCCAAGUGUUUUGAAAUGGCCAGGACAGCCUGGUGGUGCUGCUGUUGCGAGCAUGACGGGCCAAAUUAGUCGAUCGAGGUGGGGGCGAAAAAAAAAAGAGAGAAACUUCACGAGCUCGAGAUUAAAAUAAGUUCCAGACGCAUCGCAUCCCUUGAAGCUGACACCCGAGCAACCGCUCCGGAGACGAAUGAUCUCGAUCAACCAAAUGGUACUUCAUGAGUUCUGCUACUGAUCAAAUCAGGUGACUAAUGGCUCGAUCAACGUACAAACGUUUGCUACUGAUCAAACCGAUGAUUAACGCUCGAUCAAUGGUCAAACCAGCGUCCGACAGAAGAAACAUCCAGGAAGAUUCAACAGUGAGAAAACGUGCGGUUCAUAUGCGGGGGCGGUUGGCUCGAGAAAGUGAGAGAAUUCUUCGCGUUGUUGUCUUGUUUUAUUUUUUCUUUGUUAAGCUUUUUUUCAGUGUCUCAAAACAAAUCAAAGAAGGUUGGCUCUUCCCAUGGUCAUGGGCCAAGUUC